Molecule: messenger RNA, 532 nt
Organism: Protopterus annectens (West African lungfish)
Lineage: Eukaryota; Metazoa; Chordata; Ceratodontiformes; Protopteridae
Product: ataxin-8-like
Exons: 6
Coding region: 91-513 (140 amino acids)
Source: RefSeq, a predicted model, not a curated record
UAUUUUUAGGCAGUGUCAGAUGAAGAUGAUAUACCAGAGAAACUGCACCAUAAGGAAAAGAAAAAUGAGAAGCAGAAUGUUAAGGCAAAGAUGCAGUCUGAAGAUGAAGAUGAUGACAAUGUGAAACCACAGCAACAACAACAAAAGAAAAAGAAGGAAAAGGGGAAGCCAUUAAAGGUGCAGUCUGAUGAAGAUGAUGAAGAUGUGAAACCCCAGCAACAGCAGCAGCAGAAGAAAAAGAAGGGAAAGCCAGUCAAGAUACCUUCAGAAGAUGAGGAGGAUGAAGAUGAGAAACCACAGCAGCAGCAACAGAAGAAAAAGAAUGGAAAAGGAAAGCCAGUAAAGGUCCAGUUUGAUGAGGAACAAGAAGGCAAGCAGAAACAGAAGAUGAAAAAUGAAAAAGGAAAACCAAUGAAGGUGCACUCUGAUGAAGAGGAGGAGGAGGAGGAUGAUGUGAAACUACAACUCCAGCAGAAGAGUGGAAAGGGAAAGCAAGUUAAGGUACCUAAGUAAAUUACUACAGAAUUUGUAU